Messenger RNA from Entrophospora sp. SA101, 243 nucleotides. NCBI's taxonomy places the organism in Eukaryota, Fungi, Glomeromycota, Glomeromycetes, Entrophosporales, Entrophosporaceae. The record is from the annotation of a GenBank genome assembly.
CCAAUUCAGUUAAAACAAUUUUUACUGGAGAAUAUGACCAGGGAUUAUAAAUCCAAAGGUGUUUCUUGGGUUGUAAUUGGUGAUGAAAAUUAUGGUGAGAGGUCUUCUCGUGAACAUGCAGCACUUGAGAAACAAGGAGUUUUACCUCUUACAUUUUUUGAUCCUUCAGAUUAUGAUAAGAUUGAUCCAAUUGAUAAAAUAUCAAUUAUAGGACUUACUGAAUUUGCCCCCGAAAACCCUUGA